This is a messenger RNA of Cynocephalus volans (Philippine flying lemur), 1803 nucleotides long. RefSeq names its product zinc finger protein 71 (gene ZNF71). The record is from RefSeq and is a predicted model, not a curated record. Lineage: Eukaryota; Metazoa; Chordata; Mammalia; Dermoptera; Cynocephalidae. Gene Ontology annotation, biological process: regulation of DNA-templated transcription. Gene Ontology annotation, cellular component: nucleus. The transcript is spliced from 4 exons. Bases 82 to 1725 code for a protein of 547 amino acids.
GGGCGGGCCUAGCGGGCGCGGUCAUUGUCUUGGAGGAACGGUGCGCGGGCCCGUUCCCCGGUUGCCCUGGGCAGUGGAGGCAUGGCCGCUCAGCUGCUGACCGAUGAGGCCCUGGAAUCAGUGACAUUCAGGGACGUGACUGUGGACUUCACCCAGGAGGAGUGGCAGCAGCUGGAGCCUGCCCAGAAGGAUCUAUACAGGGAUGUCAUGCUGGAGAACUACAGGAACCUGGUAUCACUGGACUGGGAGACUAGACCUGAAAUGAAAGAGUCGGAUCCAAAGGAGGACAUUUCAGAACACAAACCAUCCAUUAGCGAUGCCACGGAAGGACCCACAAGGAAUUGUGCCUGGAGUCCCUCUUUAGGGACAUGGAAACUGAGCGGCGGGCUGGAGAGACGGCGGGGAGCUGCAGGGGCUGGGCGCGAGCAGUUGGGAGUUCCCCACGGGAACAGACUCGGCGGGGAGUUAGUGUCCGCCUGGCAUGAGCUGAAGGCGUCGACCAACCAGAGCUCUGCCCGGGUGCCACCAGGACUAGAAGAGCCCGCAGAGAAGGGGGCCUGUCUGUUUGUCAUGCACGGGAAGAGCUUUUCCAGCACUUCAGGCUUCCGCAGUCCCCCCACGCCCUACUCAGAGAAGAAGUGCUAUGAUUGCCGCGAGUGCGGCAAGGCGUUCAGCCGGAGCUCGUCGCUGAUAAAGCACCAGAGGAUUCACACAGGGGAGAAGCCCUUUGAGUGCAACAUCUGCGGGAAGCACUUCAUCGAGCGCUCGUCCCUCACCAUCCACCAGCGGGUCCACACCGGCGAGAAGCCCUACGCGUGCGGGGACUGCGGCAAGGCCUUCAGCCAGCGCAUGAACCUCAUCGUGCACCAGCGCACGCACACGGGCGAGAAGCCCUACGUGUGUGAGGUGUGCGGCAAGGCCUUCCGCAAGACCUCGUCCCUCACCCAGCACGAGCGCAUCCACACCGGGGAGAAGCCCUACGCGUGCGGGGACUGCGGCAAGGCCUUCAGCCAGAACAUGCACCUCAUCGUGCACCAGCGCACGCACACCGGCGAGAAGCCGUACGUGUGCUCCGAGUGCGGCCGGGCCUUCAGCCAGAACAUGCACCUGACCGAGCACCAGCGCACGCACACCGGGGAGAAGCCCUACGCGUGCAAGGAGUGCGGCAAGGCCUUCAACAAGAGCUCCUCCCUCACGCUGCACCAGCGGAACCACACCGGGGAGAAGCCGUACGUGUGCAACGAGUGCGGCAAGGCCUUCAGCCAGAGCUCCUACCUCAUCCAGCACCAGAGGUUCCACAUCGGGGUGAAGCCCUUCGAGUGCAACGAGUGCGGCAAAGCCUUCAGCAAGAACUCCUCGCUCACGCAGCACCAGCGGAUCCACACCGGCGAGAAGCCCUACGAGUGCUACGUCUGCAAGAAGCACUUCACCGGGCGCUCGUCGCUCAUCGUCCACCAGAUCGUGCACACCGGGGAGAAGCCCUACAAGUGCGGCGAGUGCGGCAAGGCCUUCAGCCAGAGCGCGUACCUCAUCGAGCACCAGAGGAUCCACACCGGGGAGAAGCCCUACAGGUGCGGCCAGUGCGGGAAGUCCUUCAUCAAGAACUCCUCGCUGACGGUCCACCAGAGGAUCCACACCGGGGAGAAGCCCUACAGGUGCGGCGAGUGCGGAAAGACCUUCAGUCGGAACACGAACCUGACGCGGCACCUGAGGAUUCACACCUGAGGGCGGCGGGGUCCUCCUCCUCGGCGCUUCAGGACCGAAGCCAGAUGCGUGGGGUACCUCGUCCAUGGGGUCAGUGUG